This is a messenger RNA of Papaver somniferum (opium poppy), 1758 nucleotides long. Its product is annotated as patatin-like protein 7. Bases 97 to 1419 code for a protein of 440 amino acids. NCBI's taxonomy places the organism in Eukaryota, Viridiplantae, Streptophyta, Magnoliopsida, Ranunculales, Papaveraceae. The record is from RefSeq and is a predicted model, not a curated record. Gene Ontology annotation, biological process: lipid metabolic process. The transcript is spliced from 2 exons.
CCACUUAAAAUUUCUAACCCAUCAAUCACAAAACUCAAAUUCCGAUUUCUGUAAUUCCGGUUUCUGUUUCCGCUCCUGAAAUUGUGUUUUACAGCAAUGGCCGAAGUGUAUUCACCAAUGAUGAGCGACUCAUCAUCAAACCACUUCGACAUCGACAAACUCACCAACGAUAUCUUUUCAAUCCUCGAAAACAAAUUCCUUUUCGAUUCUAAACAAACCAACUCAAAAUUACCAGUGGAAGAUUUAGUCGAGACACUAAAAGCCAACAAACACGAUGUGGGCAAAGUUCGUGUACUCUCAAUUGACGGUGUCGGUUCAACAGAUGGAAUCCUCGCUGCAAAAUCACUAUGUCACUUAGAAUCCAAACUCAUGAGCAUAACAAAGAAUUCAGAUGCUCGUGUUGCUGAUUACUUUGAUGUUGCUUCGGGUUCGGGGAUAGGUGGAAUUCUCAUCGCUUUGUUGUUCACCCGUGGCAAAGAUGGAAGACCGUUGCUAAAGGCCACUAAAGCGUUGCAGUUUCUCGUGAAAAACCGUAAGCGUUUGAAUAACACUGGCAGUACUUCCAGUGGGAUGUUCGGAAAGAUGUUUCGGGCAUCGGCGAAGAUGGAGAAAAUUUUCAGACAGAUUUUCGGUGAAUGUACUUUGAAAGACACAUUGAAACCAGUUUUGAUUCCUUGUUUUGAUCUGAAAACAAGAGCAACGUUUUUGUUUUCAAGAGCCGACGGUUUAGAAAACGACGGUUAUGACUUCAAGAUGAGGGAAAUUUGCGUCGCUACCUCUUCAGAUUUAACGGUUAAUGGUGGUUUUGAGAUGAAAUCAGUUGAUAAGAAAACAAAGAUAAUGGCCGUUGAUGGUGGUUUAGCGAUGAAUAAUCCAACUGCUGCUGCUAUUACACAUGUACUGAACAAUAAACAAGAGUUUCCAUAUUGUGACGGCGUUGAGGAUUUAUUAGUUGUUUCUUUAGGAAACGGGGAGUCAGAUUCCGGUAAUCGGAAUCUUACACUUUCUUCUGCCGGAUUUCUCAAAAUUGCCGGAGAAGGAGCUUCCGACACGGUUGAUCAAGCUGUUUCAAUGGCAUUUGGAGAAUACAGAACGAAGAAUUACGUUCGAAUUCAAGGAAAUACAGGAAUGACUAGUCCCCAAAGAACCCCGGUCAGAAACCCCAAUGCAGUGUCAAUGGAUGGGAGAAAACUAUUGGAAGUUUCAGAAGCAAUGCUGAAACAAAAGAAUGUUGAAUCAGUACUUUUCCGUGGGAAGAAAUUGGUGGCGACAACAAACUUGGAGAAACUAGAUGAAUUUGCUGGACUUCUAGUUAAAGAACACGAAAGAAGAAAAUCGAGCAUUUUCGCCACGGUUAUGUUUAAACAUGCCUCACCAAGAAGUUCUUCAGCUACUGUCUCAACUGAUUUUUCGUGGUAAAUUUAUGAUUCCUUAGGGAUCCCAAUUUUUAUCCUCUCCAGUGUUGUGCUGGCCUACUUCUAAGAAUUUGAGUCGGGGUUAGAGCUGAGCCACAUGUUUAUACAAGAAAUUUACUACGGUGUAAUUUCAGGAUUAUUUGUUGUUUAAUAGCGUGCUUUAUUUGAGCUAUUUUUCAAAGCUUUAGUCAUUUUUAAGAGUUCUCAAAUGUAAUUUAGUGAUGGCAUGGAAUGGAAGGAAACAUUCUUUUGCCAAUUGUCUAGAGUUUAGGUGUAUUAUAUCAUCGAUCGGUUGUAAGUGACUUUAAGUGUUAGUAAAGAAAGAGGAGCAUACUAACUGUUA